Molecule: messenger RNA, 1652 nt
Organism: Nicrophorus vespilloides
Lineage: Eukaryota; Metazoa; Arthropoda; Insecta; Coleoptera; Silphidae
Gene: Oamb
Product: octopamine receptor Oamb
Biological process (GO): adenylate cyclase-activating adrenergic receptor signaling pathway
Cellular component (GO): membrane
Molecular function (GO): G protein-coupled amine receptor activity
Source: RefSeq, a predicted model, not a curated record
GCGCAGAACGAUAAUGCCAGCAGACAGGAGGAAUAUCCACCGUGCGAGUGGCAAUGCGAGUUGACUAAUGAAGCCGGUUACGUGGUUUAUUCGGCGCUCGGAUCGUUCUACAUCCCGAUGUUCGUGAUGCUUUUCUUUUAUUGGAAGAUCUACAGGGCGGCCGUUCUCACCACCAGAGCUAUAAACCAAGGAUUCAGAACUACUAAAGGUUCCAGAGGGUUGGGUAAUCGCUUCGAAGAGCAGAGACUCACGUUGCGGAUCCACAGGGGUCGCGGAUCUUCGACGAAGCAGUACGGAUCUCCGCAUAGUAAUGGAAGUAACAGCACGACGACUACGACUGGAAGCGCAUCGCCGAGUCCCAGGGGACGACACGAAAAGGUCAAGAUCAGCGUGAGUUAUCCAUCCAGCGAGAACCUAGGUCCUCACCACAAAUCUGCAAGUCUUCUAUCGGUGACCCCUACAUCGCCGACCGGCGCAAACUACGCGGUGCACUACAGUGUUAACGGUAAAGACGCAACCACCACCAGUUUAUGCAGAAGGGAAACGCAUUUGAGGGUGGCGCCUCGCCUGAGUUCGCAUCGUCGUUGCUCGCGUCGAUCUUCAAGCUGCGAAAGCACAGAGAGGUUACCGACAAGAUCACCUAGUCCCAGUCUCUGCGAGGAUGGUAUUAAUAAACCUAAGGUCAUCUCCAAGAAGAUGGGAAAGCGGAACAUAAAAGCGCAGGUCAAGCGCUUCAGAAUGGAGACUAAAGCAGCGAAAACUUUGGGCAUCAUCGUCGGAGGUUUCAUCUGCUGCUGGUUACCCUUCUUCACCAUCUAUUUGAUGCGUCCAUUUUGCGAAGACUGUAUCCAUCCUUUGGUCUUCUCUAUAUUGUUUUGGCUAGGAUAUUGUAAUUCGGCGAUAAAUCCGUUGAUUUACGCGCUCUUUUCGAAAGAUUUCCGGUUCGCGUUCAAGAGGAUCAUCUGCAGAUGCUUCUGCAAGGGUACCGGGUUUUCGACGUCGCGACGCGGGUCUGAUGGGUCUCAACUGCAAGGUAGACAAUGCAGAUCGGCAAGUUGCAAUAUGCAGCCUAAUACUGGGAAUUCUUUGGGCGAAGACAGCGAUCCUGGGGGAGAUCCCAGUGACUCGAGGUGACGGCAUAGGAAACGCAAGAGGGCGCAAGUGCAUCUCGAUAAAGAGUCCGUGCUUAAGGUGGCCAUGUGUCUGUACGGGUGACACCAGACUGAUCGGGCCUUGGAGCUGAACAGGGUCAACACCUAAUCCAAAAACAAACAACAACAACAACAAAAUCCAUUUCGUUCGCAAUUUUCUUUUGAUUGACGCAUAAGAUUUAACACCUCCUUUUUAAUUUACAUUUUUCUUUUUUGUAAAUUUUCGAGCGAACACUUUCUAACAUUUUUCGGAGAGGGAAAGAUUAACGACUUAUUCAAACAUAACUAUUUUUAAGUAUUAGCUAAAUUAUAUAAAUAUAUACAUAUACAUAAUAUUUAGUUAUUAAGAAACUACAAGUAUUCGAGAAAAAAAAAGGAGGUAAUCCAUACAUGUGAAGCUUCAAAAUAAACCGACAACUUUCAAACGGCAAACGCAGACUCAACAACAAUUUGGUGCUAUUGGACAUCUUAAAUUUAAGAACGUAAACUAGAAAGUAAACA